CUGGAGCGAAAGGAAAACAAAAAAAGCAAUCGCGAAUCAAAGGCGCACGCGGCAAAAUGUAAAACUUGCUUAUUGGUUUAUUUUUAACAGUUGCCGUCAUCGCAGUCGCAUUUUGGCCGAGCCGAUUGCUCGCGCGUCCCGCUUGCGUGUGUUAAUUAAAUUUAUUUCAGCCAUUGCCCAUUGCUGCGUAUAUUCGGCGGUAAUUAGCCAGCAAAAUCCAUAUUGUAUACUGAGUAUACCAUAUAAAAAAACGCGCCUGCAGUUUGCCGCACGAUUUCGUACAGUUGAGACGCGCGUUUUUUCGUUCGACAUUUUUGGUUUGGGGAUUUUCCACUGCAAUCGGUGCUGCGAUGGUUUUGACGAAUUUCGAGUGCUGGGCACAUGGCGAUCCGUCGACAGCCGCCAGUUUCGAAACCGGAACACUGCGUCCUUCUAUGGAUCCGUUUAACCCACGUGCAGUCCCCUUCAUGACCACCGACGCCAACAACAAUAGUAAUAACAAUAACAAUAGCAUUGAGGGGCAGACGAUGCCGGCAGUCCUGCCCCUGGAAAUGGAGGUCCUGCGCUGCAAGAAGCGCCUGAAUCCCGGCCAGGAUGCCGAUGUGGACCAGCCGGUGUACACCAAGCGAUGCCGCUACGACGAAGCCGACCUGGCCGCCCAGUAUUGCAAUGAUUUCUUUUCACUGCCUGCCACACAAGUAAUUGGAACACAGGCCUGUUUGAUGGAUUACGAGAUGCAGGCCACCGGCGGCAUGAUGAUGGAAUCGGAGACGAGUUUUCCAGCCCAGCAGCAGCAACAACAGCAGCAGCAGCAUCCACGCAUUCAUCAGCAUUAUCAAGAGUUCGCAGUGCCGCCAUCGAAGCAAAAGUCAAGAAAAUCUCUAGAUCGUAUUGAGAAAAUCAAAUUUAAAUCAAAAGGCAGCGAAGCCGAGGCGGACUUGUAUAUAGCCACACAUGGCGGUAGUCUGCAUCACUUCCGUAAGCUCAGCAGGUCGGAGCAAGAGGAGUCUGAUAUCUGAGCAAUAGUCCAUAAGGCAGUCCAAUGUAGCCUCCAGCUAACUCUAAGCGAGCACUGUAAACUCUAACCUAAGUAGUAAUAUAAGCUUAAAGGUGCUUAGAAAUUGUAUUUGAGUUCAAAUAAAUCAUAAGCAAACGUUGCGAAGCUCA
Molecule: messenger RNA, 1167 nt
Organism: Drosophila suzukii
Lineage: Eukaryota; Metazoa; Arthropoda; Insecta; Diptera; Drosophilidae
Source: RefSeq, a predicted model, not a curated record